AUGGAGGCUCUGUUCGGUGGCGGCAAUAUCACAGCCGUCAAACCAAAAGCCCAAUGUGGAGGAUGCGACUGUUCGUGGAGGCUCCGUUCUGUUCGGUGGAGGCUCUGCUUCAGCAUCUCCGUCUCAAAAGCCCACGUCGAUGGCCUCUCCUACCUAUUUCCAUCUCCGGCAAUGAAAUCCUCAAGUUAUUCUGGUGGAUCUGAGGAAUCGGGAUCCUUAUGGCACGACAGGGCAGAGGAAUUGAGCUCCUCUUUUAGAUGUACAUCUUUAAGCGAGAUUAGGUACAUCAAAGCCCGAUUUUGGUGUUUCACGGCACAACAACUAGUACAAUUGGAUCGAGUUCUGAAACUCGCCCAUGAGAAUUAG
Messenger RNA from Fraxinus pennsylvanica, 366 nucleotides. The record is from the annotation of a GenBank genome assembly. Lineage: Eukaryota; Viridiplantae; Streptophyta; Magnoliopsida; Lamiales; Oleaceae.